AAACAAAACAAAAAGACUCCACCAUGUGUACAUGUAAGUGUCAACGACAAGUCUACAUAAAGGCUAAUAGGUCAACAAGACCACACAACAUUUCUUACUAUUAGUUUGCAAAGGCUGUUCGUUGGGCAUUUCCUCGUCUUCAUCUCUCUCUCCUCUCUUCUUUUUCUCUAUAUAAUUCUCAUCUCUCACAUUUUUCUUUUAUUGCAUUCUCCAACUAAACCUCGAAUUCCAUUUACCUUACCUCUAUUUUCUUCUUCUUCUUACUAUCUUCAAUAGCAAUGGAUAACACCGACCGUCGUCGCCGUCGUAAGCAACAGAUAGUCACUCUCCAUGACUCUGAAGAAGUGAGCAGUAUCGAAUGGGAGUUUAUCAACAUGACAGAACAAGAAGAAGAUCUCAUCUGUCGAAUGUAUAGACUUGUAGGUGACAGGUGGGAUUUAAUAGCAGGAAGAGUGCCAGGAAGACAACCAGAAGAAAUAGAGAGAUAUUGGAUAAUGAGAAAUAGUGAUGGCUUUGCUGAGAAACGACGCCAACUUCAUCACUCCUCUCACAAAAAUACCAAACCUUACCGUCCACGUUUUUCAGUUUAUCCUUCUUAGUUUUUAGUCAUUAUAUUUAUUCUGUUUUCUGCCCACAGCCACAAAAAAAAAAAUUGAUAGAUGAGUUGUAGUAUUAUUAAGGGUAACGUUUAAAAAUAUUAGCGUAACGAAAUUAUUAUGUUUGUAUGUCUUUUUGUUGUGCUUUAUGUUUUAAUAAUAUAGGUUCCAAUUCGUAUUUA
Messenger RNA from Brassica napus (rape), 778 nucleotides. RefSeq names its product transcription factor TRY-like. Lineage: Eukaryota; Viridiplantae; Streptophyta; Magnoliopsida; Brassicales; Brassicaceae. The record is from RefSeq and is a predicted model, not a curated record. Bases 279 to 599 code for a protein of 106 amino acids. The transcript is spliced from 3 exons. Gene Ontology annotation, molecular function: transcription cis-regulatory region binding. Gene Ontology annotation, cellular component: nucleus. Gene Ontology annotation, biological process: cell differentiation.